GUUUCUCACAUUUUACACCUCUUUACUCUGUCACUGCCACCACCUCACUUUGGUGUCGCAACCUCUUCACUUCGCCGUCGCCGCCAUCUCCUCUUCCUCACACCAAGUUCUACACCGAACGGCUCAAUUAACAUUCUUUGCUACCACCUCAUCCUCAAUUUGUGUUGGUUGUCGCUAGUUCAUGUUACAGUCUCUGUCGAUGGCUUGUAGCCUCAUACGGUGGUUUCUAUCACCACCUCUGCUAUACAUUGAUCUCUGGUUUCAGUUCGUACCUCAAUAACCUUUUCAUCCUUCUCUUGUUCAAUUGUGGUUCCUUAUUUAAGAAAUUCUCAUUUUCUAGGGUUUAUGUGAUUCAUGCUCAUUAAUUAAUUCACAAGAAACAUAAGUUUAUAAUCCCUUUAUUUUUUUAUGUUUUGUUUUUCAUUUUAUAUUUUUGAUAAUUCUGAAAUUCAGCAGGAUUUUGUUGUUGUCGCUGUCGCUCCUCCUCUAUUUCUCUCUAGUUGUGUGCAGGGCCAUUAAUGGAUGUUCUUUGUGUUCAAGACAGAGUUUUCUAUUUUCCUGGGUCACACUGAAUUGUUGCCAGAACCUGCAGAACAAGAAUUGAGGCAGAUGAAGAACCAGAAAUCUCCCAAAUACAAUCUUCCAUGGAAGAUCUUAUGUGGUGUUAUUGAUGUUAGUGUCUGGCCGAGAUGGAAAGCGGCGAGGCUUAUGCUCGACUCACUUAGCAACCAUCUUCAGAUGAUAUGACAAUGGAAAAUCCUACUCAAGAGUUGGUAGCAAAGGAUAUUCAUGGGGUUGAAUGGAAGUUUAAGCAUAUAUACAGAGGACUUCCAAAGAGGCACUUGCUUACAAUUUGCUGGAGCGCAUUCGUUGCCAAAAUAUAAAUUCUUUUUAGUAUGGUUAGCAAAGGUGUUAAAGCAACAUUGGUGCAAACAUUUCCAUCUCGAGGCACAUAUUAAUGUUAGCGGAAAGAAGAGAACAUCAACAUCUCGCAACAAGAACACUGAAAUUCAGAUUAAUGUUAGCGAAAAGAAGAGAACAUCAACAUCUUGCAACAAGAUCACUGGAAUUCAGUUUUCCAAGAAAAACCACCAAAGAAUCAUGAUCACAUCAGAAGAUUUUGGAGUCCAAAUAUUAGAAGGCAUGGAACAUGUUCAGGCAUUUAAAUGUAGAACACUCAAUACCAAUGCUAGGAUAGUAAUAUUCUACGACACGAAAGAUUCAAGUAAAGUUGUAGUUUGUAAUAUUCAUGUGCUUUAUAAUCCUAAUAGAGGAAAAAAAUUAAGCUUGGCCAGGUAACUACUGUUUGUUGUAUAGGCCAUUUGAAUCAUAAGAUAUCUAUUUGUUAGAUGUUACUAUUUCAGUUUGCUAUAAA
Messenger RNA from Arachis stenosperma, 1375 nucleotides. RefSeq lists its product as uncharacterized. Bases 790 to 1299 code for a protein of 169 amino acids. The record is from RefSeq and is a predicted model, not a curated record. The transcript has 8 exons. Lineage: Eukaryota; Viridiplantae; Streptophyta; Magnoliopsida; Fabales; Fabaceae.